Durusdinium trenchii is the source of this 2507-nucleotide messenger RNA. The record is from the annotation of a GenBank genome assembly. Lineage: Eukaryota; Dinophyceae; Suessiales; Symbiodiniaceae.
AGAUCAUUCCACCAAUUCAUCGGCCCCUCGGACACCGCGCACCGAACCGAACCCACCAACGCCCAUGCGUUCCGGCGCCGUGCGGCGCGCGGGCCUGGCGCUGCUGGGCCUGGCGCUGGGCCAGACCUUCGCCGUCUUUGGCCGCAAGAGCCGUGUGCAGUUGAAGCGGGCCACGCAUCGGCAACCUGAAGAGCAAGAGGAGGCCUUUCCACCGAAGCUGGACGCGUGGGAAGCGGAGGUAGAGAAUGACGAGAGCUUCGGGGAGAACCAAUUGGACGCCCCUGAAGAAGCUUCCACUCGGAGAUUGUCCGGCACUACCUUGCCCAAGGAUGAGGAGGAGAGUUUAGAUGUGGAGCUUGAAGCUUUGGCCUGCCAGGUGUUGCCGAGCAAAGAGGACCAGCUGCGAAAGGUGAAGAUUUGGAAGGAGUUGCAAGACAUUUCCCAGCUGGUCUUGGGCAAGGACGCAGAGGUGUGGCCCUUCGGCUCCAGCGCCAAUGGCUGUGGGGAGCGCGAUGCCGACAUGGAUAUGGUGGUGAGUCACCCUGCUCGACCUGACCGGAAUAAGAGGGACAAAGUGUCAGCCCUGUGUGCCUUGGGCGAGGUCUGCGAUGUACAGGGCUUCGUGGUGCACGAGCUGCGCUCGUCAUCGAAGGUGCCGAUCCUGAUCCUGGAGAAGGAUGGCUUUGACAUCGAUGUGAGCUACAACAACUUGCUCCCACUCCUGAACACCCGCCUCUUACGCAGCUACACGUUGCUGAAUCCUCGGCUCUCUGUGGUGGCUCUGGCGGUGAAACGCUGGGCAAAGGCACAUCACAUCGCCAAGUCCUAUGAAGGCUUCAUCUCUUCUUAUGCUUGGACGCUCAUGGUGGUCUACUAUUUCCAGAUUUCCCGACAGCUUCCCUGCCUGCACGCGCUCGUGGGCGAAGAAACACCCAUAGACUUUGCCGCCCGCUUUGCCACCCUGGAGGAAGCGCACGAGGCCUGGAUGAACAGCCCGCCGCCAUGGAGCUGUGCCCAGUUGUUGCGGGGCUUUUUCGAUUUCUACGCGAAUGAGUUUGAUUGGAAACAGGAUGUGGUCUCAGUCCGACUGGGACAGCGGAACUCUACCAUCCGCUCCCGACGCUUGAUUCAGCUGAAGAACAAAAGGAUGCAUUUGCACAUUGAAGAUCCCAUCGACAUCCGGCGGAACUUGAAUUUUGCUUUGACGAAGCAGACCGCUGACACCAUCCACUUGGAAAUCGGCUGGGUAGAGCAGCAGCUCAAAAAUGGCUUUGGCCUUGGUGCCUUGGGUAUCAAGAUUCCGCCAUGGGAACCACAUGAUUGGAAACAAUGCAUCGAGGAUGGUUUCUUGGAGCUUCCGGAUCGCGAUCAGCUCGAGAGCGUCCUCCCAGAAGGCGAUCUUCGCAGGGUCAUGAAGAUCAAAGGCAGCGGAUUAUAUUGCUGCCCAGAUUGCAUGACCUGCUUUCGAUCUCUUCACCACCUGGAAGACCACAGAGCCGCCAAAGAGCACUUGGGAUAUGCCAACAGAUUGGAGCUAAAGGGUCUCUUAAGAUCCAUGAGCAUACAGGAGAUGCGAGACGUUUGGCGCAGACGACUGGAGCAUUCUCCAGAGGAAAAAGUCUUGCCGGCCAAGAAGGGCAUGUAUUGCUGCCAGUUGUGCGGCAAGAGUUUUCUGCGUUUGGGAGAUUUGGAUCAGCAUGUCGAGUCGACUGGGCACUUGUUUCUCUUGGAGCCGGACGUCCUCUCCGAGGAGAUGGAAGAGCAGGGCGCCCAGCUGAAGCGGUCGGAGCCCGAAAGACCUGGAGCGCGCCGGAGGAAGUAUCUCCGACGACCGACAUAGCACGGACCGAGAUGAGCACGCGCACUGGAGGUAGCAAAGCCUCGGCGUGAUGCUGAACAGCCGCCGAGAGACCGCCAGCGGCGGAAGAGAUUGCUGGGAACAUGGCUGGUGGGAGUCAUUUGGGCAGCCGAUCUGCGAAGGAUGGUGCGAAUGAAUGCAUGCAUUCUGCGACCUGAAUCCUUCAGCCCAGUUAGACGCUGCUGGGAAGACGUGAGGGGAUGCCGACAGACGCCCAAGGAAACGCUGCGAGGAGAACAGAUGCCCGAGGAGGCCUGAAACACAUCGCUUCACACACACGCUGGGCGGUGGGUGAGUCAGAAACCUGAGAUGGCCAUGGAGAGGAGGAGAAAAAGAGCCGGAAGAAUCUUGAAGACUUGUUGACGUUGACAUCAUGAAGGCGAACGGGCCAGCUGGCCGCGGGGUUUCUACAUGUGGUCCGUUUCAACGGAGCCACGUUGUUUCAACGAGCAUCGAAAAAGUGAGCCGAAACGUCCCUUCCCCGGAGGCCAUGAAGAUCAUGAAGUGGUUCUGUCCAUGUUGGAACCACGCCUGCACAUCCCAUGGCUGAAGACUCGUCCAAGUCGGCUUUUGAGAUAGUAUCGUCACUGAGCUCGACAUGUGAAAACGCGUGACAUUUGGGAUGUUUGCUUUCUACCUGAUAUGUGAC